AUGUCAAACAACAGUAUCAAGGUCGUGGCCCGGUUCCGGCCUCAGAACCGGGUGGAAAUCGAGUCGGGCGGCAAGCCCAUCGUCACCUUCACCUCGGACGACACCUGUACUCUUGAUUCCAAAGAGGCACAGGGCUCCUUUACCUUUGACCGAAUCUUUGACAUGUCAUGUAAACAACAAGACAUCUUCGACUACUCCAUUCGCCCCACCGUCGACGACAUUCUCAAUGGCUACAACGGUACCGUCUUUGCCUAUGGCCAGACCGGUGCUGGUAAAUCAUACACCAUGAUGGGAAGCAACAUCGAUGACCCCGAGCAGAGGGGUGUUAUUCCGCGCAUUGUCGAGCAAAUCUUUGCCAGCAUCAUGUCUAGCCCCAGCACCAUCGAGUACACCGUCCGAGUCAGCUACAUGGAGAUUUACAUGGAGAAGAUUCGUGAUCUGCUGGCUCCCCAGAAUGACAACCUCCCUAUUCACGAGGAGAAGAACCGUGGUAUCUACGUCAAGGGCCUCUUGGAAAUCUACGUCUCCAGCGUCCAGGAGGUGUAUGAGGUGAUGAGAAGAGGAGGAAGUGCCCGAAUGGUCUCUGCCACCAACAUGAACGCAGAGUCUUCGCGAUCCCACUCCAUCUUCGUUGUCACCAUCACCCAGAAGAACGUCGAGUCCGGUUCGGCCAAGAGCGGUCAGCUGUUCUUGGUCGAUUUGGCCGGUAGUGAAAAGGUUGGCAAGACUGGCGCCAGCGGUCAGACGCUUGAGGAAGCCAAAAAGAUCAACAAAAGUUUGAGUGCUUUGGGCAUGGUCAUCAACGCCCUGACCGACGGCAAAUCCCACUAUGUUCCCUACCGAGACUCCAAGUUGACCCGUAUCCUGCAAGAAUCCCUGGGUGGUAACAGUCGAACCACGCUCAUCAUCAACUGCUCUCCUAGUAGUUACAAUGACGCUGAAACCCUGGGAACGCUGAGGUUCGGUACCAGAGCAAAAUCCAUUAAAAACAAGGCCAAGGUCAACGCCGAGCUCAGCCCUGCCGAGCUCAAGGCCCUGCUCAAGAAGGCCCAGGGCCAAGUUACCAACUUCGAAUCCUAUAUUUCAAACCUCGAGGGCGAAGUUCAGCUGUGGCGAGCUGGAGAGGCCGUGCCCAAAGACAAGUGGGUUCAGCCUAUUGCCGACGGAGUUUCCGCAGCCAAGGCUGAGGCAAGAGCACCGCGACCGUCGACUCCCUCGCGGCUCACAGAGAGUCGCUCCGAGACUCCUACUGCCUCUGACCGCGCUGGUACUCCUAGCAUAACACUGGAGAAGGAUGAGCGGGAAGAGUUCCUACGCCGUGAAAAUGAGCUGCAGGAUCAGAUUACAGAGAAAGAAUCGCAAGCUGCGACCGCCGAGAAGCAGCUUCGCGAGACCAAGGAGGAGCUCUCCUACUUGAAAGAACACGACAGCAAAAUGGGCAAGGAGAAUGAGAAGCUCUUAACAGAAGUUAACGAAUUCAAGAUGCAACUAGAAAGACUAAAUUUCGAGGGCAAAGAGGCCCUCAUCACCAUGGACGCUCUCAAGGAAGCCAACUCAGAGCUCACUGCUGAGUUGGAUGACAUGAAGCAGCAGCUGCUUGACGCUAAAAUGACCGCCAAGGAAACGGGCGCAGCCCUUGAUGAGAAGGAAAAGAAGAAGGCAGAGAAGAUGGCCAAGAUGAUGGCCGGCUUCGAGCUCGGAACUGAUGUGUUCAGCGACAACGAGAAGUCCAUUGCCGAGACUAUCAAGCACAUUGAUGCCCUGCUCGAACAGAGCACAAUUGGCGACCACAUCGCGCCAGACGAGUUUAAGGCCCUCCGAGCAAAGAUGGUCGAAACGCAAGGCAUCGUGAGGCAGGCAGAGCUGUCCAUGUACAGCGGAUCAUCCAACGACUUGGAUGCCCGACGGAGACAGGAGCUCGAGGCCAGACUAGAGGCUUUGCAGCAAGAAUACGAGGAGGUGUUGACGCGCGGUCUUGGUGAAGCCGAUGUCGAGGAGGUCAAGGCACGGCUGGAGGCUGCCUAUGCCAAGCGCGAGAAAUCUGAGGCGCAACUCGUCGAGGAGCUUAAGGCGGACCUCGCCCAGAAGGCAUCAGAGAACGCACGGAUGAAGACGCUCAUUGAGGAGCUUCAGCAGCGCGUCAAGACCAGUGGCACCGCUUCCACGGCCAACGGCAAGACUGUCCAACAGCAGAUUGCAGAGUUUGACGUGAUGAAGAAGAGUCUCAUGCGAGACUUGCAGAACCGCUGCGAGCGUGUCGUCGAGCUGGAAAUUUCCCUCGACGAGACCCGCGAGCAGUACAACAACGUGCUGCGAUCGUCCAACAACCGGGCUCAGCAGAAGAAGAUGGCCUUUUUGGAGCGGAAUCUGGAGCAGCUUACCCAGGUUCAGCGCCAGCUGGUUGAGCAGAAUUCCUCUUUGAAGAAGGAGGUUGCCAUCGCAGAGCGCAAGCUCAUUGCGAGAAACGAGCGCAUCCAGAGCCUGGAGAGCCUGCUGCAAGACAGCCAGGAGAAGAUGGCGACGGCCAAUCACAAGUUCGAGGUCCAGCUUGCUUCCGUCAAGGAGCGCCUUGAGGCUGCCAAAGCUGGCAGCACCCGCGGCCUCGGCGGUGCCGGCGGCGGCUUCAGCUUCACCAAUGCUGGCAGCCGCAUCGCCAAGCCUCUCCGUGGCGGCGGCGGCGAUGCUCCUGCGACUCCCACGAUCCAAGGUGGUGACGGGACUCCCACCGGCAAGCGCGGUAGUUGGUUCUUCAAUAAGUCGUAG
Molecule: messenger RNA, 2763 nt
Organism: Trichoderma virens Gv29-8
Lineage: Eukaryota; Fungi; Ascomycota; Sordariomycetes; Hypocreales; Hypocreaceae
Exons: 3
Coding region: 1-2763 (920 amino acids)
Biological process (GO): microtubule-based movement
Molecular function (GO): microtubule binding; microtubule motor activity; ATP binding
Source: RefSeq, a predicted model, not a curated record